Phragmites australis (common reed) is the source of this 2077-nucleotide messenger RNA. RefSeq names its product serine carboxypeptidase-like 18. Bases 312 to 1856 code for a protein of 514 amino acids. NCBI's taxonomy places the organism in Eukaryota, Viridiplantae, Streptophyta, Magnoliopsida, Poales, Poaceae. Gene Ontology annotation, biological process: proteolysis; secondary metabolic process. The record is from RefSeq and is a predicted model, not a curated record. Gene Ontology annotation, molecular function: acyltransferase activity, transferring groups other than amino-acyl groups; serine-type carboxypeptidase activity. The transcript has 13 exons.
GGGGAAGCAAAUGAAAUGAAACUAUAAGUUCGUAGGAGACGAUGGGAGGAGAUGCGACAGGUUAGUCUUUUGCAAGCGACGCUGAGGUUAAGCUUGUUACUUUCCAGCUGCGGUCGUCGUCCAAGAAGUAAAAGUUCCUGAUGCUUGCAAUGUCCAUCAUUGUAAUCGCCUCUGCAGCGCAUGAGCUAGCUAGGGUGGGUAAUGGGUAUGUGAGUUCCCCGCGCCCUUGGCAUAUGCAUGUACCAGCGCGGAAUUAAUUGUUGCUGGAGAAUUGCACAGACAGGCAGAAACAGACACGGAGAAACAGCCAAAUGCUACAAAAUAGCAGAGCCGCCGGGAUGCCUCCACCAGUUGGGCUCGGCUCAGCCACAAUGACACCCAGAAGAAGAACACGGUUCCCCGGAGGACCCAAGCUCUGGUGCUCCUGGAUCUGGAUGCUCGUCUUCCUCUCCUCCUCUUCUUGCUCCUCUUCUUCCUCCUCGGCCCCGCUAGUCCCCGGUCGCAACAAGAGGAGCAGCAGAGUCAUCACCCAUCUCCCUGGCUUCCCGGGACCCCUCCCCUUCCACCUCCAAACAGGGUACGAGGAGGUGGACGAGACCAAUGGAGUCCGCCUCUUCUACUACUUCAUCCGCUCGGAGCGCAGCCCCGCCGACGACCCUCUCAUGCUCUGGAUCACCGGCGGCCCCGGAUGCUCUGUCCUCACAGGCCUCGCCUACGAGAUUGGCCCUCUCAGUUUCGACCUUAAUGGGUACGUUGAUGGCCUGCCUAAGUUGGUGUACAAAAAUGAUUCAUGGACCAAGGUGAGCAGUGUCAUUUUUCUUGAUUCUCCAGUUGGUGCUGGAUUUUCAUAUUCCGACACGGAGCAAGGAUACAAGUCAAGUGACACCAAAGCUGUCAACCAAAUUCUCAUCUUCCUCAGGAAGUGGUUUGAUGAGUAUCCAGAGUUCUUGUCAAAUCCUCUAUACAUCGGCGGUGAUUCAUACUCUGGUAUGAUCGUGCCGACCGUCACCUCUGAAAUUGCCAGAGCUAAAGAAGUUGGCGGUGAACCAGCUCUCAAUCUGAAGGGCUACCUCGUGGGCAAUCCAGUCACAGAUUCCAACUUUGAUGAUCCAUCGAUAAUUCCAUUUGCUCAUGGGAUGGGUCUCAUAUCCGACGAAAUGUAUGAGGCGUACAAGAAGAGCUGCAGUGUCGGGGACAACAGCCACCAAAGCGUUGAAUGCACAAACAGCCUUGACGCCAUAGACGAGUGUGUCAAGGGUAUAUACACGAAUCACAUCCUGGAGCCACUCUGCACUUUUGCGAGUCCUCAUCCUCACAAGCCGAAGCCGAGGAUAAAUUCAGGCGCGCGGGAGAUGCUACAGCUCCAGGACUACACUGCAGAUGCGGAGAUUCACUUGUCUGAGAUUUCAUUAAAAUGCAGGACGGCAGGAUAUUUGCUGUCAAGGACAUGGGCAAACAAUGCGACAGUAAGAGAGGCUCUUGGUAUUCACAAGGGAACGGUUCCUUCGUGGAUAAGAUGCAACUACGACGUACCUUAUACUAGUGAUAUUACAAGUACGGUGAAGUACCAUCUGGAUGUCACCACUAAAGGCUACAGAAGUCUAGUUUACAGCGGUGAUCACGACAUGAUUGUACCUUUUAUCGGCACACAAGCAUGGAUUAGGUCUCUUAAUUUCUCUAUUGUGGACAACUGGAGACCAUGGUACGUCGACGGGCAAGUUGCAGGAUAUACAAGGUCAUACUCUAAUAACCUCUCAUUCGCAACUGUCAAGGGUGGUGGGCACACUGCUCCAGAGUACAUGCCAAGGCAAUGCUUUGCAAUGUUUGAAAGGUGGAUCUCUGGUGACCCCCUUUGAUGGCGUACACCGCAGCAUCAAGUUGUAGGUAGCUACUGUGUGUAUCACACUGAAAGAGAAUUGUAAUUGUUGGAAGAAAGGUUUGCAAGGAAGCUACGAACCAGCUUGAACAAGUGUGGAAGGAAGCUUGCUUUACAUGUGUCUAUGCAACUUCAUGUAGUUUGGUCUGCAAUUUAUGAAAUAAAUAAGUAUGUAGCCUAUGCUACAAAAUAUUAAAAGAA